Molecule: messenger RNA, 1948 nt
Organism: Leptidea sinapis
Lineage: Eukaryota; Metazoa; Arthropoda; Insecta; Lepidoptera; Pieridae
Gene: cpa
Product: F-actin-capping protein subunit alpha
Exons: 1
Coding region: 25-891 (288 amino acids)
Biological process (GO): barbed-end actin filament capping; actin cytoskeleton organization
Cellular component (GO): F-actin capping protein complex; actin cortical patch
Molecular function (GO): actin filament binding
Source: RefSeq, a predicted model, not a curated record
UCAACAAAUGCAUCAAAAUCAAAAAUGGCGGCGGACGGUGACGAAGUGAUUAGUGAUCAAGAAAAAGUUCGAAUUGUUUCAGAUUUUAUCCUCCAUUCACCUCCGGGCGAAUUUAAUGAAGUGUUUAAUGACGUGAGAGUGUUGUUAAAUAAUGAUACUUUGCUUAAGGAAGGUGCAAGCGGAGCUUUCGCUCAAUACAACAAGGAUCAACUCACACCCGUGCGCCUUGAAGGUUCUGAACUGCAUACACUUAUAACAGACCAUAAUGAACUCGGCGCUGGAAGGUUCUUUGACCCGCGGUCGAAACGUUCCUUUAAAUAUGAUCAUCUGAGAAAAGAAGCGUCAGAAUACGAAGCAUACGAAUUUGACAGGGUGGCGGAACCUUGGAGAGCCGCGUUGGAUGUCGAGUUGACAACGUAUGUCGCGGAACAUUACAAACAUGGAGCAAGUUUGGUUGUCGGAAGGACUCUCGAUGGAGGAGCCGUGACCCUCGUGGCUUGCAUCGAAGACCACCAAUUUCAACCUAAGAAUUACUGGAAUGGACGAUGGCGAUCAGUGUGGUCAUUAACAGUUGGAAGCGGAGCGGCGGAGCUACGCGGCAUGCUGAGAGUACAAGUGCAUUACUAUGAGGAUGGUAAUGUCCAACUGGUUAGUUCUAAAGAAGUCCGGGCGCCACUCGUGGCCACCGGCGAAGCGGCGACGGCCAAGGAGUUCGUGCGGCUCGUGUGUGACGCGGAGAACGCGUACCAAACUGCAAUAUCAGACAACUACAAAACUAUGAGCGACACCACAUUCAAAGCUCUGCGGCGACAGUUGCCAGUGACGCGCAGCAAGAUCGACUGGGCGCGCCUCGUCUCAUAUACAAUUGGUAAGGAGUUGAAGAGUCAAUGAUGUCCCGCCGCUGCGCUCUGAGCUGCAGCGAUGCUCCAAGCCUCUGUACAUAAUAUUCACAUAAGAGUAAAUCUUGUUCAAAUGUUUACGGGCACUGAGGGGCGACCCCAGCGUAUAUAUAUCUAUGAGUAUAUAGAGAAAUUGCUAUUGUAAACUGUUAAAUUUUAUUGCAUUUUGUUACUCUCACUAUGGAAGGAUAUUGACGAUUAUUAUUGCCUGCUUCAAGUGGUGUUCCCCAUAGUCCAUGACAAGUUGUCAGAAUAUAGCAGAGAUUAUAGAAUGAUUGUAAAUUGUAAUUAGGUUGGACCUGUAUAGGGUAGUCUAUUUAGGUCUAGAGCUGCCUUAAAACAAAUAAUAUUUGAGUUAAAUUAUAAUCAGUUAGUGUGAGCAAUAAGUAUCUAUUUUGUUUAACUAUGUCAAUUAUAAAUGAAAAUUCUAUAUGAAAGGGAUUCCUUAUGUUUAAAAUCCAUCCAAUCAAUAUAUUAAACAGUAUUAUUUGUAUGAGCUGCUGUCCACAAGCUAAAUAGAGGCUAUAAAAUGUACAGUACAAAGUUAUUACAUCUCGUUAAAGUAUGGCUGGUGGUAAUAUCGGGUUGAUGAAUUAUAAAAUAUACUUUAGCAUAUUACUUAUACACAUGGAUUACUUUUUAUUUGUUGUUUCCAUUGCUUAUCUCCCUUAACAGAUAGAUUGUGGACAGUAGUAUAUAAUUUGUUUACUGAUUCUAUUGCAAAAAUUGAUUGCUUGCUUAAUUAUGUAUUUAACAUUGAUAGUUGACCAAUAUCUAGUGUUGCAUUUACUGUAUAGUGAUUAAAAUUGUCUAUGGUUCUUUGUGAUUGGACAAGCACAAUUAACAGAUUGUCUUUUAAAUUAUACCAAUGGUUGCUCAAAGUAACAGAGGAAAUUUUGAGUUGAGAGUGUAUGAAAAUUUUUUUGUGUAACUAUAUAAUAGCUCCAAUAAGAAUUAUUUUGUAAUUAUAAUAAUUUUUAACUAACAUUCAAGUAUUCUGUAUGAUUUAAUUCAUUUCAGUAAAAAUAUAUAUUAAAAUGUUGCUAAGA